This is a messenger RNA of Marasmius oreades (fairy-ring Marasmius), 3063 nucleotides long. RefSeq lists its product as uncharacterized. Gene Ontology annotation, biological process: proton transmembrane transport. Bases 33 to 2864 code for a protein of 943 amino acids. Lineage: Eukaryota; Fungi; Basidiomycota; Agaricomycetes; Agaricales; Marasmiaceae. Gene Ontology annotation, cellular component: membrane. The transcript is spliced from 4 exons. The record is from RefSeq and is a predicted model, not a curated record. Gene Ontology annotation, molecular function: antiporter activity.
AGCCUCCCUUACCCGGUCUCAUUGUUACCACCAUGGGCCACUUCAGCAGGGAUUUUGCCCUCGCCCACGACCUUCUCGCUAAAAGGGCUGCAUCCAGUCAAGCAGGAAUUAUCUCUGGUGACAAUCCUAUUCGCUAUAACGACGUAGACCCACUUCGUCUAUGGGUUAUUCAACUUGUCAUUAUUGUCUGUUUCACCCAGAUCCUUGCUCUCAUUCUCGGUCGUAUUCGCCAACCACGGGUCAUUGCAGAAGUAAUCGGUGGCAUUUUACUUGGACCUAGUGUGAUGGGUCGGAUUCCCCAUUUCAAUGACACGAUAUUCCCCAUACAGUCUAUGCCCCUCCUCAACCUCACAGCCAAUGUCGGCCUCGUCCUCUAUAUGUUCUUGGUCGGAAUGGAAAUAGACGUACGGGUCCUUAAAAGACACUUCCGUGCAUCGGCCAUAAUUUCCGUCGUUGGGCUUAUCCUCCCGCUGGGGCUUGGUGCCGCGUUGGGCAUUGGCGUUUAUAAACAAUUCGUGUCGCCGACCGUGAACUUUGGAUACUUCCUCCUCUUCGUUGCUGUUGCGAUUGGGAUCACAGCUUUCCCCGUACUCUGUCGUAUCUUGACAGAGCUCAAGCUGUUGGAUACUACUGUCGGUGUCGUUACCUUGUCGGCUGGUAUUGGGAACGAUGUCGUUGGGUGGAUCUUAUUGGCUUUGACGGUGUCACUCGUCAAUGCUGCCACCGGCCUGACUGCCCUAUAUGUCUUACUCGCCAGCAUUGGGUUCGUCAUAUUCUUGUUGUAUCCUGUUCGAUGGGUUUUUGCUUGGACGGCAAGGAGAACCGGUAGCUUGGAACAAGGGACGCCAACAACAUUGAUGAUGACGAUCACCUUGUUAUUGGUCUUCCUCUCUGCGUUCUUCACGGAUAUCAUCGGAAUUCAUGCAAUUUUUGGCGGUUUCCUGACUGGUCUCAUCAUUCCAAAAGAGAAUGGUUUCGCAAUAUCCCUAGUAGAGAAAAUCGAAGAUCUCGUUGGUAUAUUGUUUUUGCCGCUGUACUUCACCCUCUCUGGAUUGCGUACUAAUCUAGGACUGCUUGACACUGGUGCCACUUGGGGGUACAUUAUCCUCAUAUGUUUGGUCGCCUUCGUGUCAAAAUUCGUACCUUGCGCGGCGGCAGCCUCGGUAUUCGGCUUCAGCUGGAGAGAGGCAGGUGCUAUCGGAAGUUUGAUGAGUUGCAAAGGUCUUGUUGAACUUAUCGUUCUCAAUGUUGGGUACCAGGCGAAAGUUCUUGAUGACCGCACCUUCUCCAUGUUUGUCAUUCAUGCCAUCGUGCUCACAUUCAUAACUACGCCAUUGACGCUUGCAUUCUACCCUGAGAGGGUACGCAUUCAUUCCUCAGCGCCUUCUCAUGCCCCGAAGCCCGUCCUUGGUGAUUCCGAAGGAGGAAAGGAUGGCCAGAAGACCGUUGUGGACGGCUCGAAUAGGACCCGUUUCGCACUAGUCCUUGACAAGCUUGAGCAGCUGCCCGCUGCUAUGACCUUAGCUCAGUUGUUACACCUAUUCAGCGAUGUAGCACCACCAACCGCCACUUUGGUCGAUUCCACUAAUGGCUCCGACAUUGAUGCCAAGGCCGAUUCUCCCGAGCUCCCAACGCUUCCCAAGGAGAGUUCGAAAAACUCAGCGGCCUCCGGAUUUGUCGAGUUCACUCUGCUCCGUCUGAUUGAACUUACGAAUAGAACUUCAGCAGUCUUCAGGUCAACAGAAGCCGCUGCUCUCGUUCACACCGACCCUGUCACGUCUGUUUUCAACACCUUUGCGUGGUUAGCGGGGCUGGGCAACCGUUCAACUUCUGCAGGCCAAGGGAGCACGCUCGACACUGCAUUAGAGGUUGUCCCAUGGGAAGAGUUUCCCAACGUCGUCUCUCGACAUGUUGAAGAUAGGAAGGUGGAAAUGGUCUUGAUUCCCUGGGCUAGUACCGGCUCCGGCGCUGCCACCGCCGCUCUUGGCAACCAAGAAGGUCUGGCUGCCAGAAAUCCAUUUGAUGGUGUCUUCAAUCGUUCUGCCACCUCCUCUGGACCGGGCGAAGCCGGCGCGACCCAACAUGACCAGAUGUCUUCAGUGGUUUACGCCGAGUUCAUUAGGAAGAUGUUCUUGACUACUCCUUGUGAUGUCGCUUUGUUCGUGGAUCGCGGAAGUGGACGUCUAAGCGUAGAGUCCGCCUUGACCGCGUCUCCCCUUCAAACCGCCGACACUUUACUCUUCCUCCCCUUCUUCGGUGGCCCAGAUGACAGACUAGCUCUCGAGUUUUUGGUUCAGAUCUGUUCCAGAAACUCCGGUGUCAAAGCCAUCGUUGUCAGAAUAAAAUGCCAGGAUGGUGACGAAAGCGGCGACGAGGGCGAGAGCGACGCCGAAAAAGAGAAAGUAGUUCACAACACCAUCAGCGGCGCGGAUACAGUUUACGGUCAACAAACCACUCAGACAAGAUUGGCUAGUGAUACUGCCGAUAACAUUCUUUGGGAGACUCAUUCCAAUGCUGGAUUCUCGAGGAUUUCGUUCAGUGUCAAGAAGACUUCGAAGCCUUUGCAGGAGGUUGUUGAUAUGGUUUCCACUGUUCCUUCGACAGGGGACACCCCUCCGCUGACUGAACUGACGAAUGCGGUCAAGAAAGGGGCGAAUGUUGUUGUGCUUUGUGGACGAUCGCGACGAAGGGCGAUGCAAUCGCCUUCGAGGGAGUUGACUCAGAUCGUUAGUGGUACCACAGCAGGAGCUGUUCUAGCAGGCUCUGUAUCGCGGACUCUGGGUGAUGUCGGUGCUGCCAUGGUUGCUGUAGGAGCGAGAGCUAGUCUAUUGGUGGUUCAGGCUCGUCUAGAUAAAUCAUCUUAGGUUCGAAUUCUAAGUUCGUGGAAUCCUUUUGGGCAGUUGUAUAUUAAUACUUUCGAUUUUCAUGGCACUUUAAUGACUACUUAUACCAGAACUAUACAAUGAUUCUUUACUACGAUUGCGAUAAACGCCCUAAAAGCUGGGAAACCGACCAGUGUUGCUCAGGACACUGUCGGACACUAGCCGUCACCACGUGUAGCCG